AUGAUGAGUUUCUUGCCUCUUCCAGCCGCGCCGUAUGCCACAAUUGGCAAUAGCGUGCGAUACAGAGGAUUGUCAACACCACAUUUGUUGUUUAGUGUCUGCUGGUCUUCGAGUUGUAUGUUACUACUCUGGCUAUGUACUUUUUCCACCGUGAGAGCGUGCCACGACAACCGAGGCUACUAUUUAUCUAAUAUUCUCCGGGACCAAAUUUUGCUCUGCCUGCAGCAACAGCAUUGCUUUGUUACGUCUUUUCAGCUGUCUUCAAGUCCAACAUCCAUAACCACAACUUCUCGUUAUACUCUCCAGCAGGGUCUUCAGGCAAGUGCCGCUGGGUACAGAGCCCAUGAGCUCAGGAUUGUCCUUGUCCUUGACACGUUCCAAAAGCUAGAGUUGUCCAGUGACAUCUCACGAUGCAUCGCGGCCCGUUCAAAUUGGGAGCGCGGGGAGCCCAGCGGUGGCGCAACGUCGCUUUGGUGUCAAGGCGCCACGGACUUAGCCGGCCAAGUUCCAUCUGUCCAGUUAGAAUCAGACGAUUAG
Messenger RNA from Pochonia chlamydosporia 170, 537 nucleotides. RefSeq lists its product as hypothetical. The transcript is spliced from 2 exons. NCBI's taxonomy places the organism in Eukaryota, Fungi, Ascomycota, Sordariomycetes, Hypocreales, Clavicipitaceae. The coding region runs from base 1 to 537 and encodes 178 amino acids. The record is from RefSeq and is a predicted model, not a curated record.